AUGUUCAAAGCCCUCAUGGGCGGGGGCCGGUCAUCCUCCGAUGCCCGAAGCACGACAAGCUCCAGCUCCAGGAGCACCCGUCGCAGAGCCGAUUCGACAAAAUCCUCCCAUAGUCGCAAAUCUUCACGGGGUGACGACCGUGAUCGUGGCUUGGAUGAAUUGUCUUACUCGCCCUCCGCUUCAGGCAGCAGACGUGCCGCGCCCAGUGUCGCCGGCGACUCUGUCGCAUCGACCUAUGUUACCGCCGAGCCCGAUUCGAUCGAAAGCCCCGAUCCUAUGAUUAUCGAGCGGACACCAAAACGCAGAGAUAGCGAUCGUGACAGCAAAAGCUCCCAUCGCCGCGCGAGAGAUCGAUCUGAAAGCAGAGAUCGCGAUAAGAGAAAGAGUCGCAGAGCGAGUGAGAGAGGGUUGGAUGAUGACUUGGAUAACGAGCGCGAGCGUCGCCAAUUUGGUGCCGAUGUGCCAUCAUCUGGAUCGCCUCAUCAUGGUGCCUCGCCAGAGACACAUGAUCCACAUAUUCAACAUCAGUUCCCUGGUCAGUUCCCGACCGAUGUAGCGCAACCUUAUUAUCCUCCUAAUAAUCCUGCAGGCGCGGCGGCAGACUACUACGGCGACCAAGGUCAAUCUGUUUCGGAACAGCCCGGUGUUCGACCUCACAAACCGCCUGUGAUUCCCAACAGCCAAGCUCACCUGAUGACAGCUUCCCCCUCUGUUAACCCCCCUCCAGAGCCCAGUACUAUGGGUCAGGUUGGUGCGGCCGCAGCUUACUUUGAUGAUGAAUUUACAGUCCCCGAGGCGACAGUACCAGCAAAGCCUACUUCAUCGAGACCGCCAAAGCCUGGGAAGAUUUCCUCCAAGCCAACCUCAUCAAGCGCUAUCCCUACUGCCGCUGCCGCUGCUGGCGUAGCUGGCGCAGCUGCUUAUGGACUUAGCGGAGGCUCGUCUUCUUACCAUGAGGAAUCCCAACAUUCGACUUCUGCGGUACAACAAUCAACCUCAUACUCGCAGUCAAACUCGUACCCGCAGCCGGCUGCCACAAGUACUAACAGGCCGCCUCAAUCUCAAUCUCAUUCUCAUUCUCAUUCUCAUUCUCAUGGCGUCGGCACUGGUGUUGGCGUUGCGGCUGCGGGCGCUGCAGCGGGGUACAUGCUUAGCCAUCAUGACCACCCGCCUUCCUCUAACCCCGAAGACAUAGCGCAUUACAAUUUCCACAACUAUGACCACCCAUCUCCUUCUCCUUCUGGUGCGCCUCCUUACACCACUGGCGCCAACAAUGCAAUGUUGCCCCCAAGACCCGCAGGCCCCAUGUCAAAGUUUGCAGACUUUUGGCGUGACCCGGAAGGCGUCGGUCGCUUCGAAGACUACACGGAAUCUAUUGGUCUCUGCAAGUAUUGUUUCGAACCCGGCACAAGCUCUGUUGACGCACCUCGCCAACAUCAUUAUCAUGGGCGCCGCCACUCUGCCGAUCGUUACAGCAGUAGUAGUGGCUCUCGUGUAGACAAGCUCAGCCGGUACCAACCAUCGGAAGAUGAAAGUCGUCGACGCAAGAGAUCUGGAAGGUCAAACAAGUCUACCUCUUGGCUUCCGGGAGUGCUAGCUGGAGGGCUCUUUGCAGGCAAAGAAUUCAAUGACUCCUACAGUGUUCGGUCUGGUCGUGUCGCUGAUGAGCGCGUCUCCUCUUACGAUGCUGAGACUGCCUCUAUGUCUGAUCGCAAAAGCUAUACUUCACGAGGUGUUGUUCGCCGGCCUAGAUCACCUCCACACGAUCACUACCAGUCUGACUCGAAGUAUUCUCGUCGUACGCGCUCUCGAUCUAGAUCCUCUUCAAGAUCUGGCCGCCACUCGUUCGUGAAGGAGGCCGCAUUGGGUGCCGCAGUUGGUGGUGCAGCACUGGCCGUGGCAAAAUCACACCAGCGAUCUCGCAGUCGCUCACCGGCUCGGGGUCAAAGGCGAAAGGAAUCUUCUUCCAGCGCAUCUUUCGUUGAUGUUUCUCGACCCUCUUCAAAGUCUGUUGGUGGAUUUACUUCUUUCUUUACUUCGUCUUCGGACAAUCGCAAGAAGAAGCGGAGUAAGCGCAGAGGCUUUUUCUCUUUCAACAGUUCGUCCUCAUCUUCGCUUGAUGCGGAUCUUGCUUUUGGAAGUGGUUUUUCGAAGAAAGCAAAAGCCAAGCUAUCGAAGAAGGAGGGAAAGAAGAAGAAGAACGAAGAUGUCAAUGCCGCGAUCUUGGGAUUGGGCGCAACAGCAACAGCUCUUGCUGCUUCAUCUCCUCAUGGUCGUAGUCGGAGUACUGGCCAGAUUCUCACUGCUAGAGAGUCCCGAUCCCGUCAUUCAAACUAUGCCUCCUCCGCCAAUGAAGAUGAGGAGUGGAUUGAUGCUGAAUCAGAAGAUCAAUCUUCCCAGAGUGUUAGCUCUGCUUUAGCAUUCGGUGCUAGUAGCACUGAUUCUGGAUCUGACUCAAGCCCUGGCGGUUGGAACUUUUUUGGCUUCAACAAGAAAAAGAAGAAGAGCAAGAAGGAAAAGAAAUCUUCCGCUGCCAAUGCUGCCCUUGCAGCUGGUGUCGGUGCUCUUGGUGGUGCUGCCAUAGCUUCUGUUGCCCGCGACCGUGAUAGCCGAGUCUCAAGCAGCACUGGAAGCCUUCAGCAAGUCUAUCCAAUGGCUACCGGUGACCCCGCUCGCUUUGAUGCCAUCAAGAUGUCUCCAUCUGUUCUUUCGAGAGACCAAACACCCCUCGUUCGUCCCGGACCCAUUCCUCUUCAACAACCUCAGCCUGUUACACCUGUUUCACAAGCCGUCUACACCACCCAAGGUGGCUUGCCCGGGUCUAUUCCUGCAUACAGCCCUGCUGAUAUUCCUCCUAUCUUUGCCAAUGAUCGUGAUCUGUACCGUCAGCAGGUUCAAGGCUCCCGAGAGCCCGCGUGGAUCCCCGAAGACCGUCGAGAAGACUUUCGCAAGCCCCGCCGCAGAGACUCUUCCCCCAUUUUCCCUGUUCAGGAGAGCUCCAUUUCUGGUCCCAAGCGUCGAUCCACAACCAAGGAUCUGGCCUCCGUCUCAUUCGCCUUGACAGAUGAACAAACCCGUCAGCAAGAUCGACGUGACAGAAAAUCGCGCGAUGACUUCUCAGAAGAGCCCGUGAAAUUGGUCGAUCGCGAAGAAGAGGAAGCGAGACAGGAGAAGUCCAGACGUGAAUUUGAGCGUCGUGAAUACGAGCGCCGGGAGUAUGAACGUCAGGAGUUUGAGCGUCAAGAAGCUGAGCGCCAAGAAGCUGAACGUCGAGAGACUGAGCGCCAAGAGCAACGCCGCAGAGAACGAGAUGAGGAAGAACGCCAUCGUUGCGAGGCUACUAAAGAAAAAGAUACGUAUUGGAAGGAUGCUGCUGAGGUUGUCGCCGCUGGCGCCCUCACCGGUGUUGCUGCUAGUACUGUUCUUUCCUCUAGCAAGUCCGAUGAUGCAACACCCUCCGACCGCAGUACAGAUCGUUAUAGCAAGAGCCGAGAGAAGCGUCGCAAGGAGCGAGAACAAGCUCGACAAGACAUGGAAUCAUCCGUUAUUGCUAAAUCUGACGUUCCUGUACCCGUUGAAGACGAUGCUCCAGCCGUGGAGCAUAAGGAAGACCGCAGCAGAAGUUCCUCACGCCGAGCCUCCCCCGUUUACGAAAACUAUGCAGACUUCUACGCACCAGAAGAGUUCAGACGUAGCCCCGAUCAGCACAAGGAUAUCGAAGAACCUACACACCAGCCUACGAUUGUUGAAAUCGUUCCCGCUAGCGAGCGCGAAGACCACCAGCCUGAGAAGCAACAAGACGAGCUCUUUUUUGGACCAGAACCGUAUGAAGAUCGUAACCUCCCUUGGGACGUACCCGGAUUGACGCUCACCAAACCUACCCCUGAUCACAGCGUUAAUGGCUCUGUAACUGGUACAACACCUACAGCUGGCCCUCCAGAUGUUAUCGUUGAAGGUCGCCAGCGAGAACUUGAACGCCACUCAGAACCUGAGCAACAACCCCAGCCCGAACCCGAGCCCGAGCCAGUGCGCGAAGCAGAACAGGAGUCCGAACCCGAAUGGAAGCCGCAAAGAUCCACGACUGGCUCUCGAGUCUCCUGGGGCCACGACAAAACCCAUGAAUACGAAGUUUUCUCCUCUUCUGAGCAUGAGCCGACUGAUUAUGAUAUUUCCCCACUGGAUGAUUCUAAUAAAGAUUUCGCCAUGACCCCACCUGACGACAAGUCUCGAGAUAUUACCAGCAACCGUGAUAUUGGAACUGAUAUCGAGUUUGCUGCCAUUGUCGCCGCUGGAACUGAAGCUGCUGGAUUCGAUCCUUCGGUCGUGAUCAAUGACCCCAAGUACCAUACCCGUACUUCUCCACCUGGCUCUGAAGAUGAAGGAACUUUCUCUCCUCGCUCUAAGUGGAUAGAGGACCAGGAUAAAUCUCAUGGAUUUGUCGAAGGCGAGAUUGAGAAUGACGAGUCAAACAAGUCUAGGGAUAUGCAGCCAUCCAUCGAGCAUGUCAUCGAAGCUGAGCCACUCUAUUCUGAGCCUGAAGCCAUCGAAAAGAACAUCGUAUCCCCCUCCGAACCCCGCGAACGAACCUCAAUUGCCCAGAGGGCGAUGGAAGAAUUAAAUGAAAAGCGUGUACGAUCUACUUCGCCCGAGAACGAUGUUCUCUCCAUGCCCGGUGGCUUUGAUACACCUGAAGACACUCGAGAAUUCUCGCAGUACCGUGACGAUUCUCGCUCCGUUUUCUCUGCUCCAGUUGAGAGAGAAAUUGAGACCCCGACAAAGUCUAAGAAAUCACGUCGUAGCGGGGAUGACUUAGAAUUUUUACGUGACGCCGCUGGUCCGGCUGCUGCCGCUGCCGCUGCCGCUAUUGCUGCCAAGAGCUUUGAUGUGAAUGAAGAUGAGGACGCGGACAAGAAGAAACAUCGAAAGCGCCGCUCCAAGCGUGACAGUGAUACAUUCUCCGUUGCUGAUGACAAUGAUGAUGCUCGUUCUGUUAUGACUUUUGAUGAUGAUGAUGAUGAUGAAAAAUCCGAGCGUCGCCGACGUCGCCACCACUCUUCUCGCGAUAGCGACUCCGUUUCCCUUCCUGGUGAUGAUGACGAAAAGUCUGAGCGUCGUCGACGUCGUCACCAUUCUUCUCGCGAUGACGAUUCCGUUUCUCUUCCUGGUGAUGAUGAUGAAAAGUCCGAACGCCGCAGGCGCCGUCAUCACUCUUCCCGUGAUAGCGAUAUACUCCCCGCAGACGAUGAUGCCAUGUCUGCAGUUACUGCCCCUGAAUAUGAAGACAAGUCCGAGCGCCGCAAGCAUCGCCAUCGCUCUUCCCGUGACAGUGUAUUCGAUGAUACUGCUUCAAUCACAUCUUCUCCUGCUAGAAUUGAUGAGCGAGAGAAGGAGAAGCGCCGAGGCAAAGAUGAGAAGGAAAAGGACAAGUCUGGUGGAAUUCUGCGCAGCCUCUUUGGCUCUCGGGUGUCAACAUCGGAAGAAAAGCGCCCAUCGUCUCGUACAUCGUCUCGAUCUUCGUCUGUAGACAAGCGUGCGUCUCGAGAGGCCGUUUCUGAAGCCGGCGUUGAUGAUGAGAAACGGCGACGGAAGAGACACUCUAGUCAUCGCAGCUCUAGCGGUGACAAGCUUGAUGAUUACGACUCCGACAAGGUAAGUGUGAAGAGCGAGGCGAAUCUGGAGGAGUACAGAUCGAAAAGACAAGAGAAGGAGGAGAAGCGCCGACAACGUUACGGAGACAUUGUCGAUUCGGGGAGACGUCGGGAUUCUGAGAAGGUAUAA
Molecule: messenger RNA, 5778 nt
Organism: Penicillium angulare
Lineage: Eukaryota; Fungi; Ascomycota; Eurotiomycetes; Eurotiales; Aspergillaceae
Exons: 3
Coding region: 1-5778 (1925 amino acids)
Source: RefSeq, a predicted model, not a curated record